Molecule: messenger RNA, 423 nt
Organism: Saccharomyces mikatae IFO 1815
Lineage: Eukaryota; Fungi; Ascomycota; Saccharomycetes; Saccharomycetales; Saccharomycetaceae
Gene: DSS4
Product: guanine nucleotide exchange factor DSS4
Exons: 1
Coding region: 1-423 (140 amino acids)
Biological process (GO): post-Golgi vesicle-mediated transport; small GTPase-mediated signal transduction
Cellular component (GO): membrane; cytosol
Molecular function (GO): guanyl-nucleotide exchange factor activity; zinc ion binding
Source: RefSeq, a predicted model, not a curated record
AUGGGCAAGGCUACAUGUUCGUUUGAUAAUUGCCAUAGUGCAGUUAUUACUAUUAAUGAGAACAAUAUAAUAAACUUGCCGGAGCAGGUGCAUAAUCAGUUUAAGCUACUGGAAAAUAGAACUAUGCAGGAUGCACCCCUGAGCGAGAACAACUUUCUGGUUGUUCCUGAUGUCUGGGACUUUGACAAUGUUGGUGUAUCGAGGGAAAUCCCUUCUUCUCUUUUAGCAGAUUCGGGCAAUAUGGGUGAGUUUAUUUUCGACUAUGGUAAUUCCAGCUGGAAAAUCAAAAAGUGUUUAAAGUAUUUGAUAUGUGCUGAUUGUGAUAAGGGACCAAUUGGUAUAAUAUGUCAGGUGCAAGACCAGGAGAAUGACCAAGAAAGAGUUUUGCAUUUACUAAGCUUGCGCAGUCUUGAGGUUGUGUAA